Cadophora gregata is the source of this 3927-nucleotide messenger RNA. RefSeq lists its product as uncharacterized. The record is from RefSeq and is a predicted model, not a curated record. Gene Ontology annotation, molecular function: long-chain-alcohol oxidase activity; flavin adenine dinucleotide binding. Lineage: Eukaryota; Fungi; Ascomycota; Leotiomycetes; Helotiales; Ploettnerulaceae. The coding region runs from base 1404 to 3656 and encodes 750 amino acids. The transcript has 6 exons.
AAGUCCAAUUAAAUCGAACAUUCUAUGUAUUGGAGUUCUCCUGGCACUCUGCAUGGUAGCACAAGUCCGGUUAGUGGGUGGCCUGGGAGUAUCUUUGUAACUGAUCCUGAACUCUCCACAGGCGAGAAAGGACGUGCAGUGCAGAAAAGAGCUUGUCGAAGUGAUGUCGGUGUGGUUGAUCGGACCGCCCAGGAUGAAAUGGUUGAUCCUUCAAGAUUCAAGAGCACACCUUGAUCCUACGCACUGCAAACAGCUUUGGCGAUCUCAAGUAAAAGGACCCUACAUCGAAGAUCGUAGCAAAUGUCUCAAAAAUGGGUUAUGCUGUACGUUGCAGUGUGACUUGCCCAUCGCGGAAUCAAGAAGCGAAAAAGGUCAAUACCAGAAUAUGUUAGAUUGUGAUUGGUUGGAGGUGGGUACCUCAACAUGGAUAAUGUCCAUAUGUGGACCCGGCUGUCGCCCGAUCUGAUAUGAAAGAGAAGAAAAUAAGGCCGAGGUAUCCUUCGCAGUGUAAAGGGUAUGCCACUUAUGUUCAAUAACAGUAGAAGCCAGGCGGCUGGUGGCGAGAGGGAGGCAACAGCGAGACGAGAUAUUCCUCUUCAUAGCUUCAACUUGACGAGAUCUGCCGAAACCGUCGGUGAUAUUCCGGUAUCAAGUCCUGGCACAUUUCCAUCAUGGUGAUGAAAAAUCGGAAGGCGAAUUGCAGCACUGCAGCACCCAAAUCUCAGGAUCAGAUGAGCACAGCCGAAUGCGUGGACAAGCUGUCCAGUGGCAGUGUGUUGCUAUCAAAAGCUUGACAUCCGACGGCUAAGCGCCUCUCAUUCUCGUGGCGUCGGUGUCAAGGUUCUUUCUCUUCUCUCUUUGAAAACAGAAUUGCAUCGGAACAUCUUUUGUCCUUCAAGCGUUCUCUUGGAAUGAAUUGCAUACAGUACCAUCCUGGCACGGGUCGGAGCGAUUCUAAAAUGGUUGUGAUGUUUUUUCAACACUUGUUCGGCGGUUGACCUUUCUUGUUCCUUUACUUUUGCUUAGAAGAGACUCUUCGUUCAAACAGAACUCAAUUGGCUUUUCGAAAUCCUGCAUUGUUGGUUCGUUGGUUCGGAAUGGGUGUCAAGUACCGCCAAGCCACUCACUCGCUUGUCCCCGCACAAGAAACUCCAUGGGCAUGUGGACCUCGGUCUCCACUGUUCAACGUCGUCAAAGAAGAAAUCAUAGGGGGUCGAGUUGCUUCAUGUCUUGAUGGGUCAGAACACAUUUAUGCCGGGUAUUCCGCGUCAAAAAUCAAAAAUCUGAAGAAUACUGGAUGUAGACAUCCUUCCUUUAUAAAGUCUUAUUACCCCGAGAUCUCGCAAGGAGCUUUAAAGCUUGGAAGAGCUGUGCGUCAGCUGUUGUGACGAAGGAACAACAUCAUGACGUCCAAGGUUAUUGAGGUUGUGGGCCAUCUCCCAACACUCCUUCCAGAUGGACCAGAAGAAAGCCCUUUUACUGAUGCGAAUUGGACUACACUGCUAGCUAUAAUGGACACGGUCAUCCCCACAAUCAGCAGAGAGGAAUCUACUAGCAAACCUGACCAAAGAGUGAUUUCAAAGGAGGAUUACCAAGCGACUGUUGAUCAAAUUGUUGUUGACCUGCCAAAUGAGAAAGAUCUGGAUGCCUUCUUCAAAGAGCGAGCCUCAGACAUUCCGGAAUUUCACGAGCUCCUCAAACGAACACUAGUCCAUUACACGCCCGAAGAUGCCAGGGAAGGACUGGGGUUCAUCCUCGCUUCUCUCAACACUCUCAUCGGCUCACGGAUUCUCACUGGCUAUACAACUCCCUUCCACGAGCAGCCCAUCCUUAUCCGAGAAGAAAUUCUUGAGCGAUGGCGCCUCUCCUAUCUCCGACCACUAAAUCUCGUCUACAAGCAAAUGACAGCAAUUGCCAAACACGUCUGGCUUAAAACUAGUCCGACAUUCCCCAAAGUCACAGGAUACACCCCUCUUCCGCACCACGCCAAGCCGAAGUCAAGUCACGAGUACGACUUUCUACAGUUUUCUUCCGGUGAGCAACCAGAGACUAUCGAGACAGAUGUUGUGAUCGUUGGUUCAGGCUGUGGCGGAGCUGUCUGUGCUAAGAACCUUGCGGAGGCUGGUCAUCGCGUAUUGGUCGUCGAUAAAGGGUAUCACUUCCCCGCAUCACAGCUACCCAUGACCGAAGAGGCAGCAGGAAUCCAUCUCUACGAGAACGGAGGUGCCGUUCAGAGUGAUGAUGGAUCCACGGUCGUCGUAGCUGGUAGCAGUUGGGGAGGUGGCGGGACCGUCAAUUGGUCAGCCAGCCUUCAGACGCAGAAUUUUGUCCGGAAGGAGUGGGCUCAAGAUAGAGGUCUCACGUUCUUUGAGACUGCAGAAUUCCAGGAGUGUCUUGAUAGAGUUUGCAAUCGUAUGGGUGCUUCCACGGAGCACAUUCGUCAUAAUCACGGAAAUCGCGUCCUUUUGGAAGGGUCCAGGAAGCUGGGAUAUCAUGCCAAACCAGUACCACAGAAUACCGGUGGUUCAGAGCACUAUUGUGGACAUUGUACAUUAGGAUGUGGCAUGGGGCAAAAGCAGGGUCCAGUUGUGUCUUGGUUACCAGACGCCGCCAAAGCAGGAGCCAAAUUCAUGGAGGGUUACACGGUCGAUCAUGUCAUAUUUGACGAGUCUUCAGGCGUUAAAAAAGCGGUGGGAGUGACAGGGAAAUGGGUUUCGAGAAACUCUAAGGGGGGAGUUGAUGGGCCAUUAUCCGAACGGACUGAACGAGAAGUUAUCAUUCGAGCGAAGAAGAUUAUCGUGUCAUGCGGAAGUCUAUGGAGUCCCAUCAUUCUACUCAACAGUGGAUUAAAGAAUCCUCACAUCGGACAAAACCUCUACCUCCAUCCAGUCAACACCGUUAACAUGGUUUUCAAAGAAGACGUCCGGCCAUGGGAAGGUGGUAUUCUAACCAGCGUGUGCACGACCUUCGAAAACCUCGACGGCCUCGGCCACGGCUCCAAACUCGAAGCCACAAUCAUGAUUCCCUCCCUCUCCCUCGUCCUCCACAACUGGACCAACGGCCCUCAAUACAAAGCCGCAGCCCUCAAAUUCCGCCACACAAACGGCUUUAUCUCCAUCGCCCGCGACCGCGAUCCAGGACGCGUGUAUAAAGACCCCGUCAGUGGCAAGCCGCGCAUCCAAUACACACCCAGUGCGUUCGAUCGCGCGAAUAUCAUGGAGGGUGUGAUUGCGCUGGUGAAAAUCGCCUAUGUGGAAGGCGCGACGGAGAUUCAUCUUGUGAAUUCGGGGGUAAAGCCUUUCAUUAGAUCAACAACUCCAUCAACGUCAGAGGACAACAAUACCUCCCCCAACCCAGGCAUAACCGACCCUGACUUCACCGCCUGGGUCUCCGAGCUGCAACGUAUUGGCAACAAGCCACCCAUGGCAGGUUUCGCGUCGGCUCACCAGAUGGGUACGAAUCGUAUGAGUGUCCGCGCUCAAGACGGCGUUGUUGAUCCUGAAGGUAGAGUCUGGGGAACGGAGGGGCUGUAUGUGGCGGAUGCGAGCGUGUUCCCGAGUGCGAGUGGAGUUAAUCCGAUGAUUACGAAUAUGGCGAUUGCUGAUAUGAUAUCGAGGGGCUUAGGGAGGGAGUUGAGUGCCGAGAAGGAGGAAUGAGGAGAUAAGUGGCUGUAUGAUAAAAUUUGUUUUGUUUGUUUUGGGGAUUACAAUCGUAUUGUUCAUUUCAGUCGCUUAGCGGAUUGUUUGUUUCUUAACCCGACGUGGUGCUGGCUCGCGGAUCUUGUCCUUCGCACCAUUCCCAGCUUAGAUUCUACGGAGCAAAACUUCUCACCAUUUAUUACAACUUCAAAGUCGAAGUUCAAAGCUCCACCCAUGAGGACAAAACUGAUUAAAAACGCAAAAAUAUACUCGAGAGUUCCCAACCCCG